This is a messenger RNA of Drosophila melanogaster (fruit fly), 843 nucleotides long. RefSeq names its product testis-specifically expressed bromodomain containing protein-3 (gene tbrd-3). Lineage: Eukaryota; Metazoa; Arthropoda; Insecta; Diptera; Drosophilidae. The coding region runs from base 26 to 832 and encodes 268 amino acids. Gene Ontology annotation, biological process: regulation of gene expression. The record is from RefSeq and is marked reviewed. The transcript has a single exon.
UCGAUAUCGAAGAUAUUUUUCUGAAAUGGCUGCAAAACAAGAAACUGAACGGUCCUCGCCGGAAAUUAAUGCCUGCAAGGUGAUUAUUAAAAGGUUGUUUUCCAGUACCUAUAAGAAUAUUGCUUGGGUUUUCUACGAGCCACUGGAUCCGCAACUGCUGGGCCUCCACGAUUACCAUGAGAUUGUCCGGGAACCCAUGGAUCUGUCCACCGUGAGGCAUCGUUUGAAUACGGGUUGCUAUCUCAGUGCCGCGGAUUUCGCCAAAGACAUAAGGCUGAUUUUCUACAACACCUAUCUGUACACGAAUCCCGAUCACCUGUGCUACCACAUGGCCAAACAGCUGCAGAUCAUCUUUGAGGAGAUGUACUCCCAGGUGCAGCUCUACAUCUGCUCCAGCGGCAGUAAAGUGCGUGCCGAGGAAGAGAGCUCCUCGGAUGAAUCGGACUCAUCAUCGCCGGAGGACGAGGUGAACGGCUCGGAGGUGUCCCCCUCCAUAAUGGGUGCGCCCCCCUCAUGUACUCCAACCACCGAAUGUACUCCGACCCCCGAUUGGACUCCGCCGGCAACUUUGGAAACUUCGGAGCAGCAGGAGCCCUUUACAACCGAGGAGGACCUUGAUCUGCACGCCAAGAUUCAGCAGCUGGACGGCGAGGUGCUGCUCCACGUCAUCCAUUUCAUUCAACGCAUGGAGGGCGCCGAGUACUGCAACAAGGAGCUGGAGUUCGACAUCUGCAAACUGAAGGUGCACACCAAACGCGGCAUCCGUGAUUAUUUGGCCAGCAAGGGGUUCACCGGCAAAAGAGUGGCCCGCACCAAGCCCAAAUAUAAUUGAGUUUCAGAUUG